UCUGAUGUUAUAAGACAUUAAUCAACAUUGCUUCUUUAAAUAUUUCAAUCACCCAUAGUUGCACACACAUCCGUGCAUACACAACUUGUAUGGAGAGCAUGUGUUCAAGGGGCAGUUGGAAGGUAAGGAGGGGGCUUCCUGUCAUUUGAAUUACCCUCUACAUGUGGGGUCAAUAUGUGCAAUGCUGAAGUGUGUGUGUGUUUGUGGGUGUGUGUGUAAGGGGUUGAGGAGGGGGCGGCUGUGGGAGCUACACCCCUCCCCAAUACCCCCUCCUUUAAAAAGGCUGUAUAAAGGAGGUGGGGGGAGAAGCACCUUUGUCACUUUGCUCUCAGACAUAGAGACAAUCACACUCACUAGACACACAAACACUUUGGACAUAGAAAUUCCUCAGGGACAUACUUAUUGUCCUGACAGAAGAGAUCCUUCGGGGUACUGGACCGUCCCGUGGUGGGCCUUCUGGACUGAAACAGAGCAGGAGAUAGAUUACCACAUUGAGCAUCAUCAGUGCAGCUCAAAGCCAGAAGGGCUCUCCAGACUUUUGGAAAAUUAACAGUAACUAACCUCUUCAGAAACUAACUGCUGCACAGCCAUGAGGGUUUUCAACCUGCUCUACCUGCUCCUGCUGCUCGUAGCCAUUGUAGCAUCAGUCUCCUCCGCACCAGUCUCCUCCGGCAGACCAGGUAAGCAUCCCAAAACUUUUCACAUCCAGAUGUCACGAUUGGUUGGGCAGGUGUCCGUUAGGAUCGUUAAUAGUCACUUAAAACCAAGUUUCUAUGGUUUAAACACAGCCCGGCACUUCAACAGAGUUCUAAAUCACAGAGGAGAGGAUGAAGAGGAAGGGACGGGAGCGGAGCGCCGCCGGGGAUCGCACAGCGACCCCAAUUUCCUAAGGAGAAAAUACCACAGACACCACUACUGCCCCCACAGACGAUGCAUGCCUCUCCACUCCAGAGUACCCUUCCCCUAAGGUUGAAGAAUGAGGGUGACCUAAGGAGAGAAAUGUGAAUAUGAAGCAACUGCAGUGUGUGGCCCAAACACCAUGGAUGGGUCUCAGUACAAAGACUGAGACUGUGAAGUGGAGGAGACACCAUGCCAAUGCCCUCCAAAAGACAGAAAGAAACAACAAAAUAUAAACCAAGCAUUGUUUUGGCAUCCUGGUGGCCACAGAUCUUGGUCUUUCCAGUUGCAAGCGUCUUCCCUCUUCAUCAUCAAAAGCAAACGCUUUUGUACUGAACAAGAACAAGGGAAAAGGAGCUACAACAUCAAGUAUAUUCAACGCUUGACUUAAAAGCUACGGACCAAAGAGCUGGAAACACCUUAGUGACUGCAGCUACGAUGAACAGCAUCCACAGUAUUCCUACAAAGUGUUUAUUAUGCAUGUAUGCACUUGAAAUGUUUAUUGACUUACAUUUUAAACUUUUUAAUAAAAAUAUAUUGAUGUAG
Molecule: messenger RNA, 1443 nt
Organism: Perca fluviatilis (European perch)
Lineage: Eukaryota; Metazoa; Chordata; Actinopteri; Perciformes; Percidae
Gene: apela
Product: apelin receptor early endogenous ligand
Exons: 4
Coding region: 590-967 (125 amino acids)
Biological process (GO): heart development; apelin receptor signaling pathway
Molecular function (GO): apelin receptor binding
Source: RefSeq, a predicted model, not a curated record